AUUGUUUUUACAGUUUACCAAACCUUAUUACCUAUUUAUCAAUCAGUUUAAACAAUUGCCAACAAGAAAUGCUCACGACAGUCAGUCAAAAUGAAAGGAAAUUCCUGUCAAUAAAUAUUACUGACCAAACCAUCCCUAGGUGUGCAAGUCCACCUUUCCACCAUCUUUCCUGUCUUUUUUCAACACAAGCAGCAACUUCACCUAAGAAGAAUUCACUCUGUGUCUGUGGAAUAUUCCAUAUCGCGAGAGGGGGGCUACAGUACCUAUCACAACCACAACUCUCAAUAAAGACCAAAUGCACAAUUCCUCGGUGAAAAACUACACUACCUUAAAUUUCCACUUUCACUUUGAAAGGAAGUAAACAUUUUGUCGGGUCUUAGUGUGUGGUGUCAUUUGUGAAAGCAGAAACCGAACAUCCCUCUCGGAGUUUUAGUUCAACCUGCAGAAUUUUAGGCAAAAUGGCGACAUUGUAACGGAUGGAGGACGAAAAAAAAAGGACCGUAAUCAAGUACCAUGACAAACUUGCCCCGUGUUAUAGUGUCAUUAUCUGGGAAGGUAGGUUUAAAGCUUACGAACGUCUUCCCUUGCCGGAUGUGUGUUUAACCGUGUUGAGAGAUGAGAGCGCGAUGGGUACAGUGAGUCCUUGCACGGGCACGAGAGCUAAUGUACACGGGCAUCAGACUGUGUUGUCUCUGUUAUGGCGGCAGUAAAAGAGAGUGCAGAGGAAGACAAAGAGGUAGAAUGUUCCUCUGAUGACACUCAAGAGCUGACAAGCACAUCUUCUCCCAACAACAACAAUAACAGCUUGGAUCCACCAGAGCCCCUGCCCUUGGACAGUCACCAAAACCCUUUAAAUGGAGUCCAGCCGAACCCAUUUGUCUGUGGUAGCGUCCCUGCUGCCCCUAGCACAAACGACUCAUUGCCUUCAGGAGCACUUGUUAAUGGAGCUGCUUCACACUGUACCUCAGAGGAGUCCAGCGUCCACAACAAAGACAUGUCCCCUCUGCCCGGGACAGACACCAGCCCCGAGGUGUUACCGCCUCCCAGUGAGCUUCAAUCAGACACCCGGCAGAAAGCAGAAGGGUGCGCCCUAAAAGUGCGGUCCGCACGGGCCUCAUCUGAAUCAAACUACAGUGACGGUGAGGCCCCCUUAGAUGUGCUGGUGGGGGAAGGCUUGGAUAACAGGCCAAUCAGCCGACUGUUGUCUAGAAAGGGAAUCAAAGCAGGGUGCUUAUGGGACUUUGAUUCUGAGUUGUCAGAGAGUUCUUCUGAUGACUGUGAUGGUCUGAACUGGGGCCUGCAGGAGAAGUUCAUGCGGAUACUGUUGAACAGCAGCGUAGCAGGUGAUGGGGUAAGAACAAAGGUGGAGAUUGAUGGAACUCCACCUGCCAACCGAAGACGGAGAAUGCGCAAAAAUUGUGCCAUGGAGAGGGCUGACAAUGAAGUAGAGGUUUAUGAUGGCUUUGAUUAUGCAUCCCAGAUUUCCCUUACUGACAAAGAGUCUGAUUCUGAGUCGUCCAUUAACAAAGAACAUGCCUUUAGGAAAGAGCCGGAAAGUUUGAAAGCAUAUGCCGGCUUGCGCCUGGAGAAAUUCUGCGACAAGUCAGCUGCCAUGAAGGAGCUAAUUUCAAGCGAGAAGGAAGAGAGAUGUGAUGAAGGCGGCAGCGACGUAGAAACAAACACCUACAUGGGUGAAAAAUUGGCACGGUUAAAGACAGAGACAAAAACAGGCGAGGAGCUGUCCUUUUUCCCAUGUUCAAAGUGCAAUGAGACUUUCAAGGAGAAGAGGCAUUUGCAUAGGCAUAUGAUGUAUCAUUUAGAUAGGAAUAAUAAGGUGAGACAAGAACACGUUCCCCGACCCUUUAUAUGUAGAGAGUGUGGGCGUUCAUUCCGAGACCUAACCUCUCUGCAAAAGCACAUGAUAAUCCACCAGGUGCGGAGGGAAAGGCUGAUGGAAGAGAUUAAAGGUUUCAGUAAGAUAGAUGUCGAGGGAAGAAGAGCUUGCCUUCAGUGUCCCCAGUGCGUCUUUGGAACGAAAUGCCCCAAAACUUUCAUCCGUUGUGGCAAAACUAAUGAGAAGGAGAAGCCUUACUGUUUUGAGGAUUGUCAUCACAUGACUAAAUCCGAAGUGGAGGCGCAUGAGUGCACAGCUCACCACAACACAUGUGCCAAGACUGAAGACUGUUUUGCAUGUCAAAAUUGCACAUUUACGAGUAAUAAUAGAUUUAGUUUCAGAAAGCACGUGGAGCUCAUCCACAGACAGCCAUAUUAUGAUGAUUAUGAACCUCAACCACACAGCAAUGUGGAUGAUCAACCCAAAACCAAGGACUUAUCCUUGCCUAUGCCAAAGAUUCAAAGCACAGAGAAAUGGUCAGUUAAGGACAGAGGUGAGCUGCCCUUUAGGCCCAAUGGCUCAGCUGACCUUAAUGUGAGAAGCGAAGAAACGCAAAAAGCCUGUGACGGUUUCAGCCUCUCGCUGAUCAAAUGGAGCCCUGGCAGCCCAGCAAACAAGCUGUCACCAUUCUCACUGAGAAGUGACAAGCCAAGCAAAUUAUCCCCUCUGCCUACAGAGAAAAUAGACGUGACAACAGGUCUCCCGUAUGUCGAAGAAGACAAUCAAGAAUAUGAAAGCACUGUCUCCGAAAAGAGGACAAAAUAUCUUUCCAGCUUUGACGCACAUCUUACAGCGAAAACAGAGAACGUGAGUAAAGCAGCCUGUCUGAACCCUGGCACUGAGAGCUGUCCCAAAGAUCCUUCAACCAGCAGUACUUUAGCUCUGCAAACGCUAAGGCACAAAAUACCCUCCAAAAGAAAAAUGUCAAUCCCUUAUCGCAACACCCAUGCCGAUAUUCCUCAUGUGAGUCUUCCAGAAUGUGAGUCUGAAUCUCCACAAUGGGACUCCAGUACACCACAAGAGGGAGAUGACUAUGAAGGUGCUCAGGAUUUCAGCAAAUGCACCAAAGAGUCUCCGGAUUGGUUUCAAAGCAAUACCCCCAGUGAUUAUUUCAUCCCUUUCAACAACAACAUUCCUGACUAUGCCAGUCAUUCUAAUCCAGAAGAUAGCAUAGAAGAGGACAGCGAUGAGAUUCGUACAUUUAUAAUAAAAGAGGAGUGUAUUGAAAGUACAAUAAGUGAGGAUAACCCUGAUGAAUCUGUUUAUCAGCAAAGUGACCCUUACGGACAGUAUGUUGUCAGUCCUUUUUCAGUGGUGGGCAGGAAGUGCUGUCCCUAUUGCCCUGCGGUGUUUGAAUCUGGGGUGGGUUUGUCAAAUCAUGUGAGAGGACACCUAUACAGGGUGGGGCUGAGUUAUGAUGCUCGGCACGUGGUGUCACCCGAACAAGUGGCAUCUCAGGACCGCCAGCCUCGCAUACGCAGAAAAAUACCCUCAGUGAAUCGCAGAAUCAGAAAAGAUAAGCCAGAGUCUAAAACCGAGCACACCUGUCCGCUGUGCCUGGGCUGGUUUGACACUAAGACUGGCCUCUCCAAUCAUGUGCGGGGCCACCUGAAGCGGAUUGGCAAGCCUAUUUCGGGUGCUAGCAAGUCACCUCUCAGCAUUCUGUCUGAACUUCUUCAGGAUGAAACGGAGUACAAGAACAUUAUGAGGGUGUUUGGUUCCAGACCACAAUUAUCUAAACCUUUUGUCUCCCGAAAGUUUGCCAGCUGCGAUGGCCUGUUUCUUACAUCCUCCGGCAUUCCCAUGAAGAUCCAUCAUGGCACUAGCAAACCGGAUGAAGGGCACUGGACAAUGAUCAGACCCCCCCAGGUUGACAGGGAGAGGAAGAAGACCGAUAAGGUCCAGUCUAGCACUUUAGAGGAUCUGCUGGGAAAUAGGGAAGUGGAGCAGGAAAUGGAGGUCGAAGAUCACUCAGAGGAAGCCAGCACUCCUUUGACCAUCUACUCCACUUGUGACGGCAUACCCAGAACACCAUCUGUGAAGCUUGAUCCUACCUGGAGCCAAGAGAAGUUUGCAGCCAACAAGAAUACAUGCAUCCACUGCAACAUGACGUUCCACAGUGGCGUAAGCCUGUCCAAUCAUCUGCGAGCAUAUGCACGACGAAAGAAAAUCGCCAUAGAAGAAGGAACAACAUAUGACUGUAAACAGAAGAGGCCAAGAUCAAGGCCUGGGCCAAAAAGGAAGGUGUUUUCAUCUUCACACGCCGUCUCUGAAGUGAUCUACAGAAUGACCUGCAGGUUCUGCGAUCUGAUCUUCCAGGGUCCUCAGUCAAUUCAGGAAGACUGGAUCAAGCACUUGCAGAGGCAUCUUAUGCACACGAGUAUCCCCGGCGUGGGUGCAGGUAUGGUGGAGGUUUCAGCGCUGUGUAAAGAGCUGUGUUCUCCAUCUCCCCCCGAGCGCCUGAUCCUGGAUACACACCCUCCUCUCAGUCUGCCUGAGGGGGUCUCCUAAGCCACGUUUACACACCAGCUAUGCUUGCUGUACAACUGUUCUGCACAUGUUCGUAAACAAAUACACGUAUACUACUGUAUAUACAUAUAGAUAUUCAUACAGAAUAGAAAAAUAUAUGAUCUUCUAUUAUAUUGCAUAUUACUCCUUUUCAUUUUGUUUUUUUCAAUUUUAUUGUAUCAAUCUUCGGUUAUUCAUAAGGGCAUGCUAUUUGCAACAUAGAUUAAGAGUAUGGCUAUAUCUAGAGCUUGGAUGUGCACAUUAGACAGUCUCUCCUUGCGGACUGCGGUUCUCAGCUGCUGUGACUUGAGUCUAAAAUCCAGCAAUUGGAUUUUUUGGAAACUACCCGAAUAAUUGAAUUCAGAGGUCACUGUUUAGAACAUGUCGACUGAUUAGAACUAAUCAGCUUCAUGGACGCAUAGCUAUUUACUGUAACUUUGCACCACAAUGUUUAUUUACACUGAUAAAAAAUGCAUAUAUCCUAUUUUUAAGAGAUUAUAUUAACAUAAUAUAUUUACAUAAAUAGUGCUUCAUUUCUGUUUAAGUAUUCUUAUAUAUACUCUUACGCAUCAUUUAACACUUUGAGAGGGGGGGGGGUGUCAUGUUGCGUGUACCCAAAACAUGCAACACACAAGCUAUUACAAUAUUUUUAAUGCUAUUAUCAAAGAAAUGAACUGUGAAGUUUAUGAAUAUAUCAAUGAAUAUUUUUCAAAGCUUUCUAGUUGUUUAGUAAUACCAUGGGCAAUACUGUCAUGAUGCAAUAUGAAUUAGUUAUAGAUAAUGUCAAAAAAGGUCAUUGCUCCAUAAUAUUGUUGUAAGUUGUUGAAAUCCCUGCAAAUGCUAUUUUGCUCAUCAUUUUUACGGUGCUGGAAAAUAGGUUCAAACUAAAACAUAACAACACAACUAAUUACCAUGUCUCACUUUAGGAUACUUAAGGGAAUCUUUACCACUUAUUCUUUCUGAGGUAAUUGAUUGUAAAUAAAGCUGUAGGCAAUGACCAAAUGGAGCAAGACAGCUCUGUGUCCUGGUCAGCCCUUCAAAUAGUUACCAUGUAACUAUGUACCAUUACUUGGUGAUGAUAAUGUGCAAGCACAUACAGUACCGAUCCGCUAAAGAAUACAUUGUGCUAAUGAGCUGAGCAAGCAUUAACACAUUGUAUUUACGUCUCUGUUUAGUCAUUAAUAGCCAAUUAAAAUGUAAUUGUGAUUUAAAGCUGUGCAUCUUUCUG
Danio rerio (zebrafish) is the source of this 5630-nucleotide messenger RNA. NCBI's taxonomy places the organism in Eukaryota, Metazoa, Chordata, Actinopteri, Cypriniformes, Danionidae. The record is from RefSeq and is a predicted model, not a curated record.